Molecule: messenger RNA, 3610 nt
Organism: Cannabis sativa
Lineage: Eukaryota; Viridiplantae; Streptophyta; Magnoliopsida; Rosales; Cannabaceae
Exons: 5
Coding region: 2192-3610 (472 amino acids)
Source: RefSeq, a predicted model, not a curated record
AUCAAUUACUAUAUAUGUAUAUAUAUAUAGGGACAGGAUUUGGUCCCGUUAUGCCAAAACAGGGAAUACAAUCCGUGAUUGUACUGUAGCCGUUGGAUUAAAUUGGGGCAUGAUCUAAUGGCUGGGGUUAAAGUAGGGGUAUUUAGGGGGGGAAAAAUGGUAACCGGUUGGUUUUUUGUAUUUUAAAUUAAUUAAUUUUUGAAAAACUGACACCGAUUGGCGAUUGACGUGUGAGGUGUGACGUUUGAUGUACGGGUGACAGUUAGCAAUUUUGAAAAGUCACUAAAUAGUGGGUUCGUGGGGUAUUUAGGGCACAUUUGGUUCUUCUUCACACUUCUUCAGAUUUCGUUCUUCUUCUUCUUCUUCUUCUUCUUCUUCUUCUUCACAUUUCCUUGUUCUUCUUCUUCUUCUUCUUCUUCUUCACAUUUCCUUCUUCUUCUUCUUCACAGUUCCUUCUUCUUGUUCUUCACAUUUUCUUGUAGUGAUUAAAAUUAUUUUCAAAUUUGGGGGAGGAAACUGCAGUACGUUGGGAGUUACUGUACUUCGUUUUCUGGUUCUCCGUCUCCGACCUCGGUGUACAAGUAAGUUUCUCCGAAUGUACCAACUUUAUUCUUCUUUUGCAUGUUUGUUCGUUCUUUAGUUUGGGGAUGUGAAAAAUUGUCUAACAUUGUUAAAGAAAGAUUUAAACUUUUGUAAAGAGAAGUGUUGUUCUUCAACCGUGUAUGUGCAUUUUAUUUUGUUUUUGUGUUCUAUUGUACGAAACUUGUUUGAAGAUGUAUUGGGAAUAUUCUAUUAUCAAUUAAUCUCCUAUAUAAUCAUAGCCCACUACCAGAAGCCCAAUUAAAAACCAAAGUCAUAUUUAGGGUUUCAUCCGAAAGCAUAGCAAAACUUGUUGGCACUAUUUCCCUUGCCCAAUCUCCGCUCAAUCUCUCUAUCGGUAGGAGGAAUUCCUUUCGAGUAUAGUCUGUUGGAUUUAAUUUUUUUUGGUUAUGGUGUGUAAUGAAUAUAUAAAGUACUCUUCUAUUGUACUCUGGAUAUAUGCAAUAAUAGUGAAUAUAUUCAGUUAUUGAAGAUUGGAUUUCGUUCUCUGUUUUCACCAUUGUCACUGCCAUGAUUCUUGAAUCAUGAACAGAAGGAUUAACAAUCCUAAUACAGUGAAACAAUUUUAAGAAAAUAAUGUAAUGGAAGAAAGAAAAGCAAUGUAAACAUUGGUAUGUAUAGUGUUGGUGGAAAAUAAUUAUUUUUGAAAAUCAAUUUUGAUUGGUAAUUUGGUAAUUUUAUUGUGAAAGUGUUUUGGAUUCACGUGUAUGGUCAAUUUGGUGUGUAUUUUUUUUACCCAAAUGUUUUACCGUGGGCUGGCCUAUAUUGACCGAAAAAAAAUUUUUGAAAGUAAGGAAAACAAUGGAAUGGUUAGUUAGGUAAAGAAACUAUGGUAUUAAAUUUUUUAGUUCAGAUUGUUACUUACCAAAUGUGAUGUUUUUUGUUAUCUGUUGUGAGUGAUUGUUGUACUUUAAUUAGAAGUUGUAGUUUAGAUUUGACUAUUGUUAUGAAUUUGUUUUGAAAAAUUGGAUGGUUUAGACACAAGAUUCAUGAGUUAAUGAGAUACAGUAUUGAUAAAAACUAUGGCAGUUUGGUUUUUUUGUGUAUAUGAAUUAUUGGAGAAGUUAUUGAAAUUGGUUACGACAGUUAGUAGUGAAGCAUUGUUUUGUUAAUUCUGAUAUUAAAUGUUUUCCAACUGGUUUUGUACUCUGUUCAUUAUGAAUUAAGAGGUACAAGGUACCCAGAUUGGUUAAGUUUGGGGGAAUUUUGUCUAUUCAUGUGUGUGCUUUAUGUUCUUGGUUCUCACGGAUUGUACCAACUCGUUUGUACCACUUUUUAGUUAUGGGAGUUAGUAGUUAAGGUUUGUUUUGUUCAUUGUUUUGGUUGUGGAAAUCAUUUAGUUGAAAAGAGUUUCACAUCAUUUUAAUGUACUUUAAUGUGUAACAUGGAAGAAGCAUGAAAUGUGUGUUUGAAAUCUGAAUUUUUCCAAUGCCGAAUGGUUAAGUUGAUUUGAUGUGAUUUUGGGUGAUUACAAUGCACGAUUUUCAUUGUCUUUUGGUCAAUUUUUUUUUUUUAUGUAGUGUAUUUGUUGAAAUAUGUAGUCCUUAUAGUUUAAAUUUGUUUAUCUUUAAUUUGGUUAGGUUCAUCAUACAUGGCUGGGAAACGCAAAAGGAAAGGGGGAAAUGAACCCGUAAAGAAGGAUGUCACCCCCGAGCCGAACGAUAAUGCGGUUGGUUGGAGAAAUUUCUUCAAUGCGAACUACAAAGCCCUUCGAGCAGCUGAGAAGGGAUUAACUGAGAAAGAGGCUACCGACAAAUUAAAAGUGCAAUAUAAAGGUUUCACCGACGAGGAGAAGUCUGAGUGGAGAAGCUAUGACCCUAACCCUAAUCCCGCUAAGAAGGCUGUGCAAACAAGGGGGAGGAAACCAAAGGCAGCUGAUGCCAAGGGGAAGAAAGUGGAGGUGGAUGAGGAAGAGGGUGCUCCUGAUAGUGAAGAAGCAUCUGUGUACGGUCGAUGCUCCUUCAACCGUUUAAUGAGGAUUUGCAAGAACCUGAACCUGGAGCAGAAAGAUGUGAUCCAAAAUGCUGGAUUUGGAUCAUUCAUCAGAGAGGAUGCACCAUACGUUGACACCCGACUAGUGAGUUGGUUAAUCAAACAUGUUGACCCAACCACUAGCAUACUGGAUUUGUAUGGGAGGAAAAUUCACUUAUCUGCCGCGAUGUUCGGAGAUGUUAUGGGGGUGGACGACGGAGGGGAUCCUGUAGUCACCGAGGGUGAUAGUGACACUCGAUAUCUGGAGGAGAUAUUGAACGUUGUCGAGUACACCGUGUCCUUGACAAUGUUGGAGAAAUCUUUGUUGGAGUGCGUUGAGGCAGACAGCCUAUUUCUCAUUAAAUUUUCUUUGGUGGUCAUAGGGACAGUCCUUGCGCCGAAAACGGGGGUCGAUAUCACUUCGGGGUACUUGCACUCCCUUAGGGUUACCAGGGACAUUCGCCACAAGAACUGGGCGACUGCGGGGUUCAGGUAUCUGAUGAACUCAAUUUUCAGAUUCCGAAAUAAGGCGACGAAGAAUGUAUCUGGCUGCACCUUAUUCCUCCAGUUGGUGUACUUGACUCACGUGGAGUGGAACUUUGGAUAUGUCGACCGAACAGUGCUCCCCGUUGAUUUUUGGGGUAGUAAACAAUGUAAGUCCGCUUACAAAUUUGUGAAAGACAAUGGGGGUCCCAACAGCGACAAGAUAACGCUCACUUCGAAUCCCGUAAUACUGCCCAACUACUACUCGGACUCGGAAGGAAGAAAGAGCAGUGACCACUUUGUCAGCUCUAUCAACGAGUUGAAGGAGUACAUCUCGAAUGAGUUAAAGUCUCAGUUGAGAUCAUUUUCUUUGAAAUUUAUGGACAAAGGAGAAGGUGUAGGUGGUAUUGACCGAGAGUUGGAGGAGGAUGCUGCUGCGGAAACGGGGAAGAAGGCAGAGUGCAGCCAGGCCGUGGAGGAGUCCCCGUUGAAGUCCCCUGUCCGUUCGAAGACUAAUGUUGUUGGUCUAUCCGACGAAAAUGUGGUGGAUUCGUAA